CUCUCUCUCUCUCUCUCUCUCUCUCUCUACGAAAUCUGCCUUUGAUUUCGCUCCUCUCCCCUCCCUCUCGCUCCUCUCGUAUCACGAAUUUUUGCCAUUGUUUUCUGCCCUCUCUUUAAGAAUUCUGCUAUUGAUUUCGCCUGUCUCUCUCUCUCGCUGAAAUUUGCAUUUGAUUUAUCUUUCGCUACGAUUUUUGCCAUUUUUUCUCAUCAGCAUAUAAUGGAGAAGUUCAAUAGAGGCCUUCUUCUGUUUUUGUUCCUAUUCUUCUCUCUCUGUUUGGCUUCAAUGGCAGGGAAAGCAGAGCGUCGUUUUGUGAGAGAAAGCAUCUCUUCAAACGACAUUGUGAUUUUCUCCAAAUCCUAUUGCCCCUAUUGUAAAAGGGCAAAGUCGAUUUUCAAACAGUUGAACAAGACACCUCAUGUCAUUGAGCUUGACGAAAGAGAUGAUGGAAGUGAUAUUCAAGAUGCUUUGGGUCAGAUGUUCGGGAAGCAAACAGUACCUCAAGUGUUUAUCAAUGGAAAGCGCUUAGGUGGAUCAGAUGAUACUGUGGAAGCCUAUGAAAGUGGAGAGUUGGCGAAGCUCCUUGGAAACAAUUCUGGGGAUGACCUCUGAAUUAAAAAAAACUUAGAGUCUCUUUGGCGAUGCAGUUGUGCUACCUGUUAAACAGGUGCAGAUGAUGGGUUUUUGGAUUGAAAUAAAACAAUGAUAAAUUAUCACAUAUUAGUUUCAUAGAGUUGACUUCUUAUCGUUUUUGCA
Messenger RNA from Amborella trichopoda, 756 nucleotides. Its product is annotated as glutaredoxin-C4. Gene Ontology annotation, molecular function: glutathione disulfide oxidoreductase activity. Gene Ontology annotation, biological process: cellular response to oxidative stress. Gene Ontology annotation, cellular component: cytoplasm. The record is from RefSeq and is a predicted model, not a curated record. Lineage: Eukaryota; Viridiplantae; Streptophyta; Magnoliopsida; Amborellales; Amborellaceae.